AUGAGUGUGUUCGUUCCUCCGGCUACCUACAGCGAGAUUUCGGCCAGACGCAAACAUUCUUCUGUCAUCGUCAAAUUCCGUGAUGAUUCGGAUAACGGGAGUAUUCAAGGUAAGAUUAGCAAUCAUCAAUGAAGCCUGUGGCUUUCAAGCUUGUUGAAUCUCUUUGCAUAACUAGGUCAGGAUUUGAUCGUCGAUCGACUGAUGUGUUUCUGGCUUAUUGUUUUAUUAGAUUAGUGUGUUUCCCUGUGGAUAAUGUUCGCUUCGAACAUAGUUAGGCAACCAGCAAUGUCCGUCUAUUCAUUCUGCUUCUGAAACCAAAUUUAUCUAAACGGUCACCAAUUACUGCAGAAAGGAUGAUACAAUCAAUGUCCUCUUAUUUGAUGAACGAGCAUCGCUGGAGUCAGAAUGCCCUCUCUCCAUUGCGUAAGAUUAGUUCGUAUACAUUGAGUGAGGGUCUCCUGUUCCUUCCUCCCCCCUCUCCAACCAAUCUAACAGCCCAAUCAUUCCAUUCCCCAUCAACUCCGUCAUCCAAUCAAUGGACUCUCCCGGUUCUUCAGACAAAGGGUAAGUUUAACAAUAAGUCCAUUACUUUAUGCAACCUUUUUAUUUUGACCCCUCACCUUAUUGAAUUAUUUAUGAACAUUAGUUCCGUUAUGACACAAAAUUGUAAACCCUGUUAGGUGGUUUAGAAGUGGGAUGCAAGGAAAGAGGAAUAACCGAGUAG
Molecule: messenger RNA, 724 nt
Organism: Bursaphelenchus xylophilus (pine wood nematode)
Lineage: Eukaryota; Metazoa; Nematoda; Chromadorea; Rhabditida; Aphelenchoididae
Source: the annotation of a GenBank genome assembly